This is a messenger RNA of Plutella xylostella (diamondback moth), 1199 nucleotides long. RefSeq names its product C-type lectin domain-containing protein slf (gene slf). The record is from RefSeq and is marked provisional. NCBI's taxonomy places the organism in Eukaryota, Metazoa, Arthropoda, Insecta, Lepidoptera, Plutellidae.
AUUACAACAGUGACUGUGUGAUUUUUCCCGCGGCUUAUUUUUUUUUACAACAAAUAAAAAAGAUGCACGGCUGGCUGCUGAUAGCCGGCGCGGCGCUGCUGACGGCGCUCGCCGCUGCGCAGAAACCGGGCAGGUUCCUGUCGCUGCCCGUGCCCUCCAAGUGUGCUAACAGACCAAAGGAGUUUUUCUACCGAGGGCACAACUACUUCUACAGCGGGCACGUCCCUGCGCUGGCCAACAGGAAGGUGGACUGGCUGGACGGCAGGAACAUCUGCCGCGAGUACUGCAUGGACCUGGUCUCCAUGGAGACGCAGGAGGAGAACAACCUCAUCUUCAAGCUGAUCCAGCAGAACGACGUCCCUUACAUCUGGACGAGCGGUCGCCUGUGUGACUUCAAGGGCUGCGAGUCUCGCAAGGACCUGGAGCCCAAGAACAUCCUCGGAUGGUUCUGGUCCGCCAACCGGGAGAAGAUGCCGCCCACCAACCAGAUCCCCAACGGCUGGGGCUACAACCCGUGGUCGCAGACCGGGCACAAGAAGCAGCGGCAGCCGGACAACGCCGAGUUCGACAUCAACCAGACGGCGGAGUCCUGCCUGAGCGUGCUCAACAACGUGUACAACGACGGCAUCGCGUGGCACGACGUCGCCUGCUACCACGAGAAGCCCGUCGUUUGUGAAGACUCGGACGAGCUGCUCCAGUACGUCGCCAGCACCAACCCCGGCCUCCGUCUGUGAUCCUUUCAAACUUAGAACCAGUGACAAAUGACAGCUAAGGCCGUAUUCAGGACGAAGUAUUCUUAAAACGAUUGGGAAAUGUCGCUUUGGAAACGCUUCGUUAACCUGAAUAGGGCCCGAGUUUCGUUGUUUCAGUCGCUGAAAUAAGGUCGCGUAGUUGCGUAAUGCCAGUAAACACUUCUGAAGCCAUUCCUUUCUUAUGUUAAAUAUAAGAAACCUAACAGCACAGCUACCACAUUCAGCACGGUAUUUAUUUCUGCACCAGCACCGGAUCUGUUUCGUCUUUUUAGCUGAAACAGCCGCCAUGUUGUUUCCUGGAUCUCCUGCGCCUGCGCACCGCCCUCCCUUCCGUGCUCGAGUACAACCACUGUACAGCAUAAUAAAUUAAGACUAAAAUAAGUUAAAUAGAUUUACGUCUAAGGGAUAAAAUUUCUUAUUUGUAUAUAAAAUAAAAAAUUAAGAAAA